This is a messenger RNA of Neltuma alba, 461 nucleotides long. Its product is annotated as dolichyl-diphosphooligosaccharide--protein glycosyltransferase subunit 4A. The record is from RefSeq and is a predicted model, not a curated record. Lineage: Eukaryota; Viridiplantae; Streptophyta; Magnoliopsida; Fabales; Fabaceae. Bases 114 to 227 code for a protein of 37 amino acids. The transcript is spliced from 2 exons.
CACAUUGGAAAAGCUACUGACGAUCACGAGCCCGCGCAGGCGCAGGAGUGACCAAGGAUUGCAGAACCUCGCUUCGACGAAGAGAAACCGAAACGGAUUUACUACAUCAACAGAUGAUGGAUGAUCAAGAUCUGGGAUUCUUUGCCAAUUUUCUUGGCAUUUUUAUUUUUGUUCUGGUAAUAGCGUACCACUAUGUCAUGGCCGAUCCCAAGUAUGAAGGAAACUAGGACCCCUUUGAAGUGUAAUACUCAUAGAUUCUGAGUGGUUUGGAAGGUAGACAUUGAGUUGGUAUUAGUUAAGAACUUAAGUUUGGGAAUGUGAAUGCUAUCUUACUGCUAUAACUUUUAUAAACACUACAAGUUCGUUCACUAAUUCUUGCGAUAUAUCUGUGUGCUUCCAACACCAGGUCUUGCUGAGGGUUGAGGAAAAUCUGAUUCAAUCAAAAUAAUUAAUAUGUUCGA